CAUAAGGAAUGACGUCAUGCAAUCUGAAUACGACUAUAUGAAGUUGUCCUCCACUGUGUCGUCUCUGGAGGUGUUCCGAAUGAAUGUUACCAGGAAUAAAUGCGACUUGUCUCAAAGAAUAGCGUUCACUGCUGGAGUGACGUCUGAUAGCAGCUCAUGGAACAGUGGCACCCUGGUGUACAAUAAAGUCAUCAACAACGUGGGAGGAGGAUAUAACCCGAGUACUGGAAUCUUCACCGCACCAGUAGAGGGAGAUUACGUGUUCUACGUCAGUAUUCAAAGUUACGGUAGUAAACAUAUAUUAAUAGAUAUUGUAUUAAAUGGAUCUAGUAAGGUCCGAGCAACUGCCUACUCCUACACCUCAAACGAAGCAGAAGAUGUUGGCACAAACCUUGUAACAUUACGACUACAGAAGAGGGACAAGGUAUGGGUAAAACAUUACAGUGGUACAGGUUAUGACACUUACACUGACGCACCUAGCGUUACGUUUUCUGGAUUUCUGAUUUGAAUUAUCAUUUAAGUUGACUCUAUUUAACAUAGAAAUUAUGACAUAACUGUAUUUAUCUACAAAUGUAUCAUUAUAGCUUUGUCAUUCA
Saccostrea cuccullata (small rock oyster) is the source of this 596-nucleotide messenger RNA. Its product is annotated as complement C1q tumor necrosis factor-related protein 7-like. The coding region runs from base 17 to 508 and encodes 163 amino acids. The record is from RefSeq and is a predicted model, not a curated record. The transcript has 2 exons. Lineage: Eukaryota; Metazoa; Mollusca; Bivalvia; Ostreida; Ostreidae. Gene Ontology annotation, molecular function: protein binding.